AUGUCGAGCGCGCGCGCGUUCCCUUCGCGACUCUUCUUUUGCCCGGAGCGCGACGUCGCCGACGCGUGUCGCGCGCGAGGGGUGACGCACGUCGUCGCCAUCGGAUGGCCCGCCCCGGAGGAUGCGAGCGAGGGCUCGGUGGCGAUCGAACGCGUGCUCAGGAUCGAUCUCGCGGACGAUGAGCUCACGGAUGUGUUGGAGGCGGCGACGACGGCGACGACGUUCGCGCGCGUCGCGCUCGAGGCGAGCGAGGAACACGUCGUCGUCGUGCACUGUCACGCCGGUGUGUCGAGGUCGGCGGCGAUCGUGGCGGCGUAUAUGAUGCGGUGGGAAUCGGUGUCGUGGGCGGAGGCGUUGAGGGCGGUGGAGGGGCACGGUGGGGACCCGAAUGAGGGAUUUCGGGCGCAAUUGGAGAUGUGGGACGCCAUGGGGACGCGGGCGGCGACGGCGCGCGACGCGUACGCGUUGUGGAGCGUGGCGAAGAUUGCGCGCGAUCGCGAUGCGCGUGGAUACUUGGAAUCGACGAGCGUGCGGCGGGACCCCGGGGCGGGGGACGCGGUGGAGGACGACGCGGGCGGAGGAUGGGCGGGGUGUCGAAAGUGUCGACGACGGCUCGCGCGGGCGUCGGACGCGCUCCCGCACGCGCACGGCGAGGGCAUAGACGCGUUCGCGUGGAAAAGGAAGAGGAAGGAGGAUGGUGGAGGGACGACGCGCGAGCGGACGCCGUCGUGUUCGUCGGUAUUCGUCAUGCCUCUGAGUUGGAUGCGAGGGAUCGAGGAUGGCGACGGCGGACCGACGCGCGGAAAGUUGACGUGUCCGAGGUGCGAGGUGAAGGUUGGCGCGUUCGAUUGGGCGGGAAUUCAGUGCUCGUGCGGCGCGUGGGUCACUCCGGCUUUUCAGUUGCAGCGCGCCAAGAUUGACGCCUUUGGGGUGUGA
This is a messenger RNA of Ostreococcus tauri, 936 nucleotides long. RefSeq names its product Dual specificity phosphatase, subgroup, catalytic domain. Gene Ontology annotation, biological process: protein dephosphorylation. The transcript is spliced from 2 exons. The coding region runs from base 1 to 936 and encodes 311 amino acids. The record is from RefSeq and is a predicted model, not a curated record. Lineage: Eukaryota; Viridiplantae; Chlorophyta; Mamiellophyceae; Mamiellales; Bathycoccaceae. Gene Ontology annotation, molecular function: protein tyrosine/serine/threonine phosphatase activity.